Molecule: messenger RNA, 651 nt
Organism: Microthlaspi erraticum
Lineage: Eukaryota; Viridiplantae; Streptophyta; Magnoliopsida; Brassicales; Brassicaceae
Source: the annotation of a GenBank genome assembly
AUGGCGAAUCGAAUAGAUCACGAGUACGAUUACCUCUUCAAGAUCGUCCUGAUCGGCGAUUCCGGUGUCGGGAAAUCCAACAUUCUCUCUAGAUUCACCAGAAAUGAGUUCUGCCUCGAAUCCAAAUCCACCAUUGGCGUCGAAUUCGCCACCCGGACUCUACAGGUUGAAGGCAAAACAGUGAAGGCUCAGAUUUGGGAUACGGCUGGUCAAGAGCGUUACCGAGCAAUCACAAGCGCAUACUACAGAGGAGCCGUUGGUGCUCUUCUCGUCUACGACAUAACCAAGAGGCAAACCUUUGACAACGUCCUGAGAUGGCUACGCGAGCUUAGGGACCAUGCCGACUCCAACAUCGUCAUCAUGAUGGCUGGAAACAAAUCGGAUCUAAACCACCUGAGAUCUGUUGCCGACGAAGAUGGUCGCUCUCUCGCUGAGACGGAAGGUUUGUCGUUUCUCGAGACAUCUGCUUUAGAAGCAACCAAUAUCGAGAAAGCGUUUCAGACUAUAUUAUCUGAGAUUUAUCAUAUCAUAAGCAAGAAAGCCUUGGCUGCACAAGAAGCUGCAGGUACUCUUCCUGUUCCUGGCCAAGGUACUGCCAUUAACAUAUCAGAUUCAUCUGCUACUAACAGAAAAGGAUGCUGUUCUUCCUAG